Molecule: messenger RNA, 1854 nt
Organism: Candidula unifasciata
Lineage: Eukaryota; Metazoa; Mollusca; Gastropoda; Stylommatophora; Geomitridae
Source: the annotation of a GenBank genome assembly
AUGUCGACAACAACUGGUUCAGUGUGGAGAAAGUUUAUGUGUUCUCGAUCGCAGCUAUGCCUCGACACGGUUUUGGCAGCAGGGCAGUCUUUCAGAUGGAAGAAAAAUGGUUCCGGCGAGUGGGUUGGAGUCAUGUCUGACUUAGUUUGGAGGUUAAGACAAACAGAAGAAGCAAUACUUUAUCAUGUGUAUGGCUCAGAGACUCUGUUGAAUCAGGCGUCUAACUCCAGUCUUAGAUUCCCGGAUAUCAAGGAAAGUAACAACUUUCCAGCUGUUGAGUUGCCAGUUAGAGCUGUAAAUUCAAAAGUAAAGCAAGAAAUUGAAAGUUCAGAAGUACAACUGGCAUCUGAAUCUGCACAAAAAACUUCAGAAGUGAAAUCUUUUACAUCAAUCUUGAAUGGAAAUUAUGGACAAGAGAUUAAAUUAGAAUGCUUUGAGGAUAGUGAGGAAGCGAAGAUUCUACAAUGUGACAAACUGCGAGCUGAAGGAUUAAAGGUAUUCACUGGUAACAAUUCUCAAGAUGGAAGAAUAAGAGUAAAAGAAUGCAGCAAAUUCCGAGAAAAAGGAAUGGAAAUGGUCACAUGUAAUGAGGAGCAAGCCAAGGAAAUAAAUGAUGAUAAAUCACAGCCACAGGAGAAACACAAAAAUGGUUCUAGGAAAAGUAAACGGGUUGUUGAAAGAAUGACCGCAGUUGAGAAUAAAUGGGGUACUGAGAACACAGUUGUACCCAGUGGCGAAGCUUCAGCUAAGACUUUAUGUUUGAGAAAGAGGGCAACCAAAAAGGUUGUAGAGACAAGCUCUACAAUUCAACACAUUUCACUUAAGCAGAAUGAAAGGGGUAAAAAUGAAACUGACCUACUUCAAGCGGAAGCUUCAGAUGACAAAACUUUACGCUUGAGAAAGAGCACAACUAGCAAGAUUUUGGAAACACACUCUUCAGCUGCAGAGAUUGCAGAAACAAACUUUACAGCUCAGCAAAUCCCAGUCGACCCUAUCAUGAAGACAGGAGAUGUUGAUGAGCCCGGCAAAGAUGACCUUCACCACAAACUGCUAGAAGAUUACUUCCAGACAUCAGUGGACCUUGACCACUUGUACCAGCAUUGGUCCUCCAAAGAUCCUCACUUCCAAAAGGUAGCCAAGAAUUUCCAAGGGGUUCGUCUUCUUCGCCAGGACCCGACCGAGUGUCUGCUGAGUUUUGUGUGUUCGUCCAAUAACCACAUCUCUCGCAUAUCCAGCAUGGUGGAGAAGCUAUGCACGUAUUAUGGGAAUCUGAUUACAUCAGUUGAUGGAGUGGCUUAUUAUACUUUCCCCCACUUGUCUGAUCUCUGUGGGGAUCAUGUGGAGUCCCAUUUGAGAGAGCUAGGGUUCGGGUACCGAGCCAAGUUCAUUGCAAGCAUUGCCAGGCAUGUCACCCAGGACAAAGGCCAGGGCUGGCUGGAUUCACUAAGGCAGAGUCCGUACCUGCAGGCCAAAACGGAGCUACUGACUUUGUUAGGCGUGGGGGCUAAGGUUGCAGACUGUGUGUGCCUCAUGUCGCUGGACAAGCCACAAGCUCUGCCCGUAGACACACACGUCUGGCAGUUCACUGCCAAAAACUACAUGCCAAAGCUUCAUGGUGCUAAAUCUUUGACAGAGAAGCUCUACACAGAAAUAGGAGACUUCUUCAGAGAUCUCUGGGGUUCUUAUGCUGGUUGGGCCCAGGCUGUACUGUUUGCUGCUGACCUCCGACACAACAAGGUGAAAGUUGACGGACAAGAAGGUUCACCGAACAAAAAGAGAAAAGCCUACAGUGAAGCUGGAAUCCAGAAACUUCACAGACGGAAACAAAACGGAAAGAGAAACCAAACCCAGUGA